Messenger RNA from Xiphophorus maculatus (southern platyfish), 1844 nucleotides. RefSeq names its product reticulophagy regulator family member 2 (gene retreg2). The record is from RefSeq and is a predicted model, not a curated record. The transcript is spliced from 9 exons. Lineage: Eukaryota; Metazoa; Chordata; Actinopteri; Cyprinodontiformes; Poeciliidae. The coding region runs from base 66 to 1760 and encodes 564 amino acids.
UUGACAGCGACCGUUCCAUAUACCCCGUGAUCUCCAAAACAACAUAACAAAAGUGGGGGAAAAACAUGGCGAGCGGAGAGGAGGCCACAAAACGCCCCUUGUUAACCUCCUCUUCGGUCGGCCUGGAGGACCUGUUCCCUGCCGGGACCUCGGAGCAGGCGUGCGGGGACGGGAACCCGGAGCUCGACCGCUUGCGGGAAUGUCUCCAAGCUUGGCUAUCGCCGUACGAGCCCCUGCUGCUGUGGGUGCAGAGGCUGCUGGUCUGGGAGAGGCCGCUGUAUAGCCUCUCAGCCGCCCUGACUCUUAACACUUUAUUCUGGCUCCUAUCCUCCACUUCCCUGCGGCCCCUGUUCCUACUGAGUGUGUCCCUGCUGGGCCUGAUGCUGCUGGAGAGAUGGAAGCCCAAGUUACCCGUCAUUACAGUCCAACAUGCUGAGGCUGAACCUGCACAAAGCCCAACUUUGAGUUCGGAGCAUCAUCUGCUCAGCGUCCCGGAGCUCAGCCACCACCUCGCCGAGAGCUACCUGACCUGCUGCUUGUAUCUGCAGGAGACGCUGCAGUACAAACGCAGAAACCAUGGAAGGUUCUGUGUGAUGAUGUGCAGCGGCUGCUUUGUACUCUCUCUGGUUGGACAUUAUGUGCCAGGAAUCAUGAUUUCAUAUAUCAUAGCCCUAAGCGUGCUGCUGUGGCCCCUGGUGGUGUAUCAUGAGCUGAUCCAGAGGAUGUACACCGGCUUGGAGCCGAUCCUGAUGAAACUGGACUACAGCAUGAAGGGCGACACCGAGCACCGGAAGCACGACAAGAGGAAGGUAAAAAAGGAGCUGGAGGAGGGGGGUGAGCCCAGAGCAGAAACAGAAAGUGAGAGCGAGGAAGAGGAGGAAGAAUUGUCCUGUUUUGCUCCAACGGUGGAUGUGAAAACGACAGCUCUGGCAAUGGCCAUCACAGACUCUGAACUGUCAGAUGAAGAAGCGUCAAUAUUGGAGAGCGGAGGCUUCCCGGUCUCUAGAGCCACCACGCCUCAACUAACUGAUUUCUCUGAAGACCUGGACCAGCAGAGUUUCCACAGUGACCCGGAGGAGGCCUACCUGCGGGAUCUUCCUGAGUUCCCCUCCGUUGAGGAGUUCCCUUCCAUAGAGCACAGUCUGCUUCACUUCCCCCCGCGAGCUCAGGGCGAUGGCGGCCAGUCGGAGAAGGAACCGCUGAGCCCCGCCACGCUCCUCAUCCAGCAUCUAGCGUCGCCUCUGCACUUUGUGAACACGCAUUUCAACGGACACGGACGGCCACCGGGGGGCGAGGAGGGUGCCCUGCCGGCAGCGGGGGUAAGGGAAGAGGCGGAGGCGAAGGCGGCGGUGAGUCAGGGCACGCAGCGCUCCUUGGAGGCUCUGAGCGAGGAGAUAGUGAGCACGGCCAUCUCCACCGUUGUGCAGAACACACUGUCGGCACUGCUGCGCUCCGGCGAGGAUCCCUCCCUGGCCGACUUCCUCCCGACUGAAACCCUACCGGGCGCUCUGGAGUCACCCAGCCAGUCCGCCGAAACUACAGUGGGAGUCCCGGAUCCGGACAGAGACCCGGAGGACGGGGCUACGACAACGGAAAGCGCAGCUGGCGAAGAGUACCCGGAUGACACUCUAGUAGCAACUGAGGAAGAGGACUUUGAGCUUUUGGACCAAAGUGAACUGGAGCAGGAGGACGAGAGUCUGGACACAGAGGUGGUGGGGGCAGGGGCAGAUCCAGACGCACCUCAGCAACCACAGUCAUAGCCCCACUGGUCCCCCUUCCAUCUGCUUUUGUUUUUAUUUGUACAUCAUAUCCAUAAAAAACCCAAAUAUAUAUGUCUCUCUCUC